AUGGGGUCUGGCUUAGAUAGCCUGAAGAGAAAACCCUUGUCAAAAGAGUCGGAAUUCUAUGGAGUUUUAGAUCUGCCUAAUAUACGACGGGUUUGCUUUGGAGCAUAUGAAUUUGACACAUGGUACGGAAAUGCCGCUUAUUUUGCCUCAGAUCGAGAACUUGGAACUUCGGUAUCACUGAUAAGUGCAAAUGGAGUAGAAAAUAAGUCCAAGAGUCGGAAAAGAAGCGUUACGGAGCGUGUGAAAACACUGGAACUCGAUAAAUCCUCACCCUAUUGGUUAGAUAAACUUUAUGUUUGCGAUUAUUGUUUCAAAUACACCGAUGUUGAACUGAAUUGGCAAUCACAUCGAGCUUCUUGUAGAUAUGCUACCGACAUACCACCCAUUGGGACAUUGAUGUAUAAGGAUGUCUACACUCCGUAUAUAAUCACUAGGGUUAGAGGAUUUAAAGAUGAACUUUUUGCCCAAAAUUUGUGUCUCUUUGGGAAACUUUUCCUUGAUAACAAAUCUGUAUAUUAUAACGUUGAUCAGUUUGAUUUUUAUAUCAUUUAUGGACAAGAUGAUCAUCUGACAUCUCAUAACACUCCUCAUUUCAAACCAAUGGGGUUUUUCUCAAAAGAAGUGACUGCUUGGGAUAGUGACAAUAAUCUUGCCUGUAUAUGUGUAUUUCCACCAUAUCAAAGAAGAAGACUUGGGUCCUUAUUGAUUGAAUUUCUGUAUGAACUAGCUGCGGUCACCCCGGGACAAGCUCUAAGUGGGCCUGAAUUCCCAUUGUCACCAUAUGGUAAACUUAGUUACCUAAGGUUUUGGUCCAAACGAUUGGCUGUGAUUCUUUAUGACAUGGUUCUGGCCAAGGUUACAAAAUUUAAUUUAACUGAAUUAGCCAAAGUAACAGGUUUCAGAAAGGAAGAUAUUUUAAUGACACUAGAAUUUAUGGAAACUUUAUGUGACUCUAGUUCCAACUCAAAAGAUAAUAUCGUAGAGUUUUCCAGUGUUAAUUUGGGAGUAUGGUGUAAAGAAAAUAAAGUUAAUGUUAAUGAGGAGAGUCGAAUGUUGAAUACAGAAUUCUUGAUCCUAUAA
Molecule: messenger RNA, 1080 nt
Organism: [Candida] anglica
Lineage: Eukaryota; Fungi; Ascomycota; Pichiomycetes; Serinales; Debaryomycetaceae
Source: the annotation of a GenBank genome assembly